UACGCGAGGACUGCGCGCCAGUUAAAUCACCCUCGCCGCCUCUCUGGUCCUCUCUCACUCUCUUUCUCUAUAAUAUGGGUGUAGUGUGACAUUCUUGGGGUACUAGCACGUGUGCGUGUCCCAUCACAAAAACAGGGGGGGCCCUUUUUUUUGAAACUUUAAAACAAAAAUUGAAGAAAAAAAUAAAUUAAAAAAAAAUUUUUUUUCGAAACAAAAAUAAGUGUUAGUUUGAAAAAAAAAUCGAAGGAUAAGUGCAGGUCAUUGAGGCCCUUCGCAGUAGUUUUAUGAUAAUAUUUAAUCCACUUAUACAUAUAUACAUAUAGGGGGUUGAAUAUAGAGCGCAUCAGGCGUGGCACCCGGACCUCGUGGUGGUCGUCACCGAGUCGAUGUCUUUCUCUCUCUCUCUCUCGAUGCAUCCAGUGUCGUUAUAUAGUUGCAAAUAAUCCAGUUACGCUCCAGUGCCACAAACCUAUCACAACCACAUUCCCUCAGUUCCGAGUUUUCAAUCUCCGAGUGUAGUGCUUCCAUACGGAAUUCUAAACAAAAAAAUAAAUAAAUAUUUCGCGAGUGAAAAAAUCCAAAAAAAAUUCGCGAGUGACAAAAAAAAAAAAUAACGCGGGUGACAAAAUUAAAAAAAAAAUAGUGAUUAUUUAGAAAAUGACCGAACAAGAAGGGGUCCUUGGGCCCGAGGGAUUCCGCCAAUCAGAGCGGAUUCUCGGACCCACGGGAAACCCUUGAGUAUUAAAAAAAAGAACGAGGGAAAACAGAAAAGGCAUGUAUAUAUAUAUGCAAAAAAUAUAUAGUGCAACCUAAUGUCCUCUCAGUUCACGAACUUGGAAUGUUCGUUUCGCAAUUUGAGUCUCCCGCGAGGAAGGAAGGACAUUCGAGAAUAAUUCUGAAAUGUAAAAGUGCGAAAGGGUUUUUAUGAAUGUCUUCUUCUAUAUACAUAUACCCUCAGGGGAAAUCAUUAACGGUCUUUCUUAAGAAAUAACCGUGUGCGCGAGCCAGCCAGAAGGUGCACGCUUCAAGAAGAUAAGGAAAUUAUUGUCCUCAAAAGAACAAGGAAGAAGAAGUAGACGAAGAAGAGGAGGAAAUUAAGAUUGGGAUAUAUAAGAAGUUGAUAUUCCUUGAGACGUUGCCAGUACCGAGGAUUUAGUCAUUUAAGCAAAUAUAGAGAGAGAGAGAUCAAGAAAAAAAUAAACCCUAUAAUAAGGUCACUGAAGAAAGAGGAAAGGGAAAAUUAAGAAAAGAAAGGGGAAAAUAAAUGAAGAAUUUGAAAGAAAUCUUAGAAAAAAGAAGAAAUUAAACUAAUUUUCUUUUGGGACAAAAAAGAAGAAAUAAAAAGAAAUUUUUUUAGAGACAAAAAGAAAAAAAGUAAAGAAGAAAUAGUGUAGUUGCUGCAGAAAAAAAGAAGAAAAAGAAAUGGAACAGUGAAGAAAGAAGAAAGUCUUUGGGAAAUAACGAAGAAGAAAGAUAGUUUCUCGAAGAUAAUACGGAAAAUAGGAAAGAAGAAAAAGAAGCAAAAUAAGAAUAUUUUUGAAUGAAAAAACUGUGAACAAUGAAGAAAGAUAAAAAAUAAAAACUACAAACGAUAAAAAACUACAAACACUUGAAAGAACUAAAAAAAAAGACAAAGAAGAAAAAACAAUAAAAAAACGACAAACACGAAAAAGAAUAAAAAGAAACGAUAAAAAACAAAAAAAAACAACGAAUAAACAGAAAAGAAAAUCACUGACCAGAAAAAUAACGAGCGAAAAAAAUUUGAAGUGAAAGAAACAGCGAAAAGAACGUACAUCAUCUUGAAAAUAACUUCAAAGAAAGUAAUAAGUGAACCCAAAGUACUUUGUAUUCAAAGUAUUCUUUGAGAAACAAAUAUAUGUAUAUUUAUAUUAAUUGAAUUAUUUCUUUUCGAAAAUUACUUAAAAAAACAAUAAAUCAAUUUCAGUUAUUAUAAAAUAUUAUCAUAAUUAUUAACAUAUUUGUUAUAUAAUUAUUUCAAAUUAAAUAACAAAAAAAAAAAAUUGAAUUAAUUUGCGAAAAAAAAUUUCUCUCAGAGUAUUCUUUGAAUAUACAAGUAUAUUCUUUACUUCGAACGGAAUAUCUGGAAAGUAAUUAGAAGAAAAAAGAAGAAGAAGAAGAAAAAGAAGUUAAUUAAAAAUAAUAGAAGUCAAUCGGAAAAAAGAAGAUAAAGAAGAAAAGGCAGAAGUGAAAAAGGUAAAAGAAGUAAAGCGUAAAAAUAAGAAGUAAAUAAAGAAGAAAGAAAGAAAAAUAUUAACAGAAGCUAUUAGAAGUCAAUCAGAGGCUAAAAGAAGAAGAAGAAAACAGUCGAAGGUUAACAGAAGAUAAAGAAGAUGUUAGAAGAAAGCAAAACAAAAAGAAAUAAAGAAAAAGGCUAACAGAAGCUAAAAAAGUAAUAAGAAGAAACGAAGAAAAAAGCUGACAGAAGCUAAAAACAUUUAUCAAAAGAAGAAAAAGCAUUAAAGAAAGAAGCUAAGAGAACUGAAGAUAAGUUUAUCAGAAAAAGAAGAAAUAGCAGGAAAUAAAUCUGACAGAAGCUAAAAAAUUAUGCAUUGCUAGUAAAAAGAAGAAAAAGCAGCAAAGAAAAAUUCUGACCGAAUUUCAGAAGCUAAAAAAAGAAUAAGAAAAUCUAAUCAAUAAAAAAAAGAAGAAAAGAAGACUAAAUAAAUAAAAUAGAGGAAACAAACAAGAAAGAAGAUAUAAAGUUCCCCAAAGGAAAAGUCAAAAAUCAACUUGAAAGGUAAACGCGAACACAAAAAGUUAUAGACUCCCGACAAAGAUAAUUGACAAAGCCUUCAAGAAGAAUCUCCGUUUAAAAAGGGAAUUUUCCAAGAGUCCUUUAGAAGGUGAGGAAGUCAAGAAAAGCGGAACAAAGGAAGUCAAUUCACCAGGCGAGAAUCUCUAUCUCACACUCUUUUUCUCACCAUUCUGAAAAAUAGUUGUCAAAUCCUCGAAAAGGACAAAUAUAAAGAACUCAAUCAAGAAGUCAGCAGGAAAUCCAAAAAGAGGGAGGUGUAUGGACAAACCAAUAAAUAUAUAUAAAAAAAAGAACCAAGGUAUAUAAAACAUAAGCGAUAACAAGAGAGCUGAAGCAAUAACGGAAUGUGGGGUAUAACCUCGUGACCUAUAAAAGGGAGUCGUUAAUUUUCUCUUGAGGGUGCAUCGCAAAAAAGGGAUUCCCUUUUUUUUCUCUCUCCUCUCUUAUUGGAUUAGUGAAGCGUGUUUCUCAAAUUUCAAUAUAGUGGUAUUAAAAGAAUUUUACAAGAGUGCUGCUAUUUUUUUUUCUUUUUCUUUCUCAAAAAACAAAAAUUCUUCUCCAAAAGAACCCCAGUGAAAUUUUGUGAAGAAGUGUUUUUUUUUGACCGUGGGGAUAGCGAAAAAAAAUAAAUUUAAAGGGAUGAUGAUGAGGAUGCAAAUUGGAAGUGAAAAUUGGUGCACGAGGCAACAUAAAAUUAUUGUUGUCGUUGGCAAGAUAAAGAAAUGAAGUUGUCCGUGUCGGCUUAUAGAGCACAGGCUAGCGCUCAACGGAAGAUCUUGUCCACCUAUCAGCAUCAGCUGAGUUACGGUGCGACUAGUCACGCUAAUUCUGCCCGGACCCCCUCAGAUCCCGCUGCGGUCCUUUCUAAUCUCAAGGUGGAUCGGGCGGAAAACGAGGAGGCCCAGGGGGGAGGUCUGGCGCCAUCUUCCGCUUACUGCAGCGGUCCAUCGAGUUCGAGAAUGGGCCCAGGGCCCGAUUCUGGAAGCAGUGGUCCGUCUUCGGCCCCGCAUUCGUUGGCCACGUCGCGCGACGAGGAAGACGACGAGGACGAGGAAAGUAGUGCAAAACAUACAAAUAGUCACAGUGACAGAUCUCGGACGGGGCCGAAUGGAAUCGCCCCAAAAUUCGAAAAAUCAAAGAGGAAGAUACUUGGAAUUUCCUCUUGGCGCCUCCAAGUGAAAUAUAGGUUUGCAGGAAUGCAUCGAAGAUCAUCACUGCAGAAGUCCUUCAGCAAUGGACUAGGAGCUACCUCAACGACAUCCAAUUCGUUGGACAGCAUUUGCGGUGACUCCAACAUUCCGGAAGCGGCUCGAAGACCCCGGAGUACCCGGGGUUCUCAAAAAUGGAGUAAUGUUCGCGCAGUCAUGGCGCUCUAUUCCUCCCUUCGCAAGAUUAAGAGAACAAAGAGCAAUCAACGUUGGAUGAAAUUAAGGACAACUGUUCAACUCUCCUCGGCUAUUCAAACCAUCCAAAAGAAGCCACCAUUAAAACGUGAAGAUUCAUUUUUAAAACGAUUUUCCACAAGACAAAUUCCCGAGAGUCAGGAGACGUUGGACACAGCGGAAGGUGAGGGCGAUCCAUCGGACGAAAAAAAUCCAAAUACAAGACGCCGACGACCACGAAGACCACAAAAACCACCAAAAACAGUUGUUAAUCCUGAUGAGAAUUUCUACUACUACUGGCUAAUGCUCCUCUCAGUUUGUGUUCUCUACAAUCUUUGGACACUGAUUGUGAGACAAAGUCUCCCAGAAUUACAAGGCCUAGCACCAGCCGUUUGGUUAGCAUGCGAUGGAUUUACAGAUCUUGUCUUCUUUCUAGACGUCGGUGUUCAAUUUCGCACUGGAUAUCUCGAACAAGGUCUAAUGGUUUAUAAUAAUAAAAAACUUGCCGGACAUUAUGUGAAAUCAAAAUCAUUUGUGCUCGAUCUACUUGCACUAUUGCCAUUGGAUUUACUGCAGGUCAAUCUUGGCAGUAAUCCUCUACUCAGGUUUCCCCGUUUUCUCAAGAUCUAUCGAGUCUACAAUUACUAUUACAUGGUGGAAUCGCGAACCGUCUAUCCAAAUCUCUGGCGUGUUCUCAAUCUCAUUCAUAUUCUUCUAAUUCUCGCUCACUGGUUUGGCUGCUUCUAUUAUCUUCUCAGCGAAGCCGAGGGAUUUCAAGGCGAUUGGGUCUAUCCCUACCGACCUGGAGAAUAUGCAACACUCACCAGAAAAUAUCUUGGAUCAUUGUAUUGGUCAACACUCACCCUUACCACCAUCGGAGAUCUACCAACACCGGAAACCAACGCCGAAGUCAUAGUGGGCGGCAAUCCCCGGAGCCUCGCUCGUCGUGGCCGACUGUCCCGGCUUCUGCAGUUCAAGAAUAACGGAGGAUAUGUCUUCACCAUCAUCAGUUACCUGAUUGGCGUUUUUAUAUUUGCCACAAUUGUCGGUCAAGUGGGAAAUGUAAUUACAAAUCGAAAUGCAAAUCGUCUUGAAUUUGAAAGACUAUUGGAUGGCGCGAAAACAUAUAUGCGACAUCAUAAAGUCCCAGGUGGAAUGAAGAGACGUGUACUAAGAUGGUAUGACUACAGUUGGUCGAGGGGACGUAUACAGGGUGGGGGCGACAUCAACACUGCACUUGGUCUACUGCCAGAUAAACUUAAAACGGAAUUGGCUCUACAUGUCAACCUCUCGGUACUCAAGAAGGUCACCAUUUUUCAGGAAUGUCAACCAGAAUUUUUGCAUGACCUAGUUUUAAAGAUGAAAGCCUAUAUUUUCACCCCGGGCGACUCGAUAUGUCGUAAAGGAGAAGUUGCACGUGAAAUGUUUAUAAUAGCCGAUGGAAUAUUGGAGGUCAUCAGUGAAACUGGCCGUGUACUCACGACAAUGAAAGCUGGCGAUUUCUUUGGCGAAAUUGGUAUACUCAAUCUCGAUGGACUGAACAAACGAACAGCUGACGUGCGAUCAGUCGGCUACUCCGAAUUAUUCAGCCUAUCCCGAGAGGAUGUCCUGGCAGCAAUGAAAGAUUAUCCCGAAGCUCAAGAAAUUCUACAAAAUUUAGGUCGAAAACGUCUAUUGGAAGCUCAAAGAGUUGCCCGAGCAUUUCGACAACCAGCAUCACCGGGACACGAUUCAUCUGACAAUAGUACCGGCAAAAGAAUAGUCGAUAAGCUCAAAGUUGACGUGAAAGGUUUAAAAAAUGUUUUACGAAAAAGUCGACGUAACACAAGACCCGAUGAGAGCCUUGAACUUCAACCAUUAACCAGUAGAAUGGCACCACUAAGACGACAACAUAGAAUCGAUGACAGUCAGGAGAUAACAAUUAUUUCUGAACCACCAAUAUCACCACUUGGUGCUGGUCUCCCACUUCUCUCGCGGCUCAGACUCCUCAAGGAAAAACAGGAUCGGGAAGAGAAAAGGGUCCUCAUGGAGAUGCCAAAUCAAAUUGUCGAACAAUCAUCACAUCAAAGUUCAUUAGAUCCACAAAAUCAAAAUUUACCGCUUCUCCAGAGAAUCCUCAUGCUCAAAUCGAAAAGUGACAACGAAACUCUUGGCGUUGAACGAGAGAUUGUUGUUAAGGAGCCGCUCCUGACAAAACCAAUCCUCGAGGAAACCGAGCUUGAGCAGAAACAAUCGUCGGGUUCAGAUUUGUCCGAGGUUGCCAAUGAUGCUGCCACCUCAGCUGAUUAUGGCGACAGCGGAGGCAGUGGCGUCUCAAAAAAGCCAUGGCAUCUGCUGAAGGACGCCUCCUUGACAACCAAGGACAUGUCACCACCCCAUAAAAGUCCACCCACGAGGCGAAUACAACUAAAACAAAGUCUCACUCACAUACGACAACAAACAAAAAUGUACGCCUCGGUUGAUGAUCUCUCACCUGAAUAUUGUGGUUUACCAUUUGUCAAAAAGCUCAAGAUUCUCAACGAGAGACAAAAAUUAGCCGAACUUGAAAAAGCCGUAAGAAGUUCAAGUUUAGAUUGUGGAGAAUUGGCAGAAAUUGGUUUCGAUGGAAACCUAACGAGAAGUCAUUCUGAGGCGUGUGCAAUAGAAUAUGCAAGAAAAUUGGCAAAAUUAAAUAAAUAUCGUCGAUCUAUAUCGUCACCAGAUCAAUUAUCACCAGAGAAUGAGACAUUAGAGCGAAGAAAUUUAAAAAGUAUUCUUAAAAAAUUAUCAGCUGAAAGUAGAACCGGUAGUUCGGAGGCGUCGGCAACAAGUACACCUGACAGAGAAAAGGCUACGGCAGAAUUUCGAAGACUAAUGCGUGCCCCAACGAUAGAGGGUUACGCUGCAAGACACUCGAAACUCUCAAAAAGCGUGACCUUUAAUAAAUAUACACUUCAAAGUCCACCGUCCGAGGAAUCGGCCAGCAACUCACCGUUAACGAGUCAAGGUCAUUCUCAUUCCCAGGACCAAAUCUCACUGCCACCGCCCAAUAAAAUUCGCUUCCGUCCUCUUGGCAGUGGGGGACUACAAAUGGUUUCUAGGCAAAAGGAAGAUGACUUCUUGGGAGAACUCAUCACCGGAAUCAAAGAUGUCGUUCAAUCAAGAGUGGAUGAAAUUCAACUCAGGUACGAGAAAGAAUACACAUCAUUGGAGUUGGAGAUUAGAAAGCGUGAUGAAAUAAUCUCCCAACUUCAAAUGCGAAUCCUUCAACUCGAGCAGCGAAAGUCUCGUAGUUGUGAUGAUUCGGACGACAGUACGGAGGCUGAAGUCUCAAUGGAGGAGGAUAUGGUCGACGAUCGUGAGGAUCAUCCAUUUAUGCGUGAUGGUUCAGUGGAUACUGUUCUCACAGCGCAACCACGUCUAAGACAUUCCUCACCAUCAACGGAUUCGUCGAUUAAUCGACGUUCAUGGGAAGAGCACUCCGAGGAAGAGACACUUGAAUUACAGGAUCUUCCACGAUCAAUUACACCCCAAAGUAUUUGGAAGGAGGACGUAGCGAUAGAUGUAGAUAGUGAUUUAAGCAGAUCCGAUGACGAUGAUCGCGGUGGUGUUAGUGGUGUGGCAAGGGGUGAAAGCGACACUGACGAUGAUGAGAGUGCACAUAAUAAUUGGGAAGUGACAAUGUUGGCUCAACAACUUGAGGCAAGACGAAAAAGUAGCGGUAGCUCAAGAUCGGGUUCCUAGCGUAUUAAUGAGUUUCUUGAAAUUCUGUACUAUUGUAAAAACACCGAGAACUCGAGGGUAUGGCUAAAUCCAUUGGAGAGAGACAGUAAUGCACCUUUUUGUGAAGACGAUUGUCCUUAUUUGGGAUUUAAUGAUCACAAAAUUUGUAAUGAGACAAUGAUGUAGUUUUUUACUUCUUGCUCCAUUUAGAGAAUUUUUUCCUCAUUCGUAUUUUUUUCUAGGUUAUGUUCAAUUUUUCUAGUCCAGAAGAAAUAAUCUCAUUGGUAGGAUUGAGUUUAUCAACAGAACCUCAAAUUUUUCAAAUCUUAACUAUUUGACAGACGGACAGGACACACAAAGAUUUGAAAACUGUCACUCUCUUUCUUGUUGGGGGGAAAAAAAUCAGUGCACAAAGUUUCGUAUAGGAAAAAGGAUUUAAAAAAUACUGAGUCAGUUCGUCGCGUCAUGUAUACAUAUUCGGAAGCUGCUAUAUAUAAUAAAUUUUUACGAACUCUCUCUUUCUCUCUAUCUCUCUUUCCUAUAAUAUUAUAAUCAUUGUAGAUAGGAAAAAUUGCUUCUGAAAUUAUUAUUUCUUUUUUUCGACAAAAAAAUAUAGAAAACAAAAAACAAGAUGUGUAAAAAAAUCGAAAUCCCCCUUUACCGUCUAUAUAAAUAGUGUAUGUGUGUUAUAAUCAAAGCUAUUUUCUAUGACACGUUUUUCUGUUAUAGAUUCCAUAUUUUUCUACAUCUCUCGGAUUUACUUUUGUACAUUCCAGCGUAGAAUCGUAAUAGGUUAUUAAAACAAUAAUAUAUGACGGACUCGACCGACGAAUCACUCUCACAACUUGAUUUUUGAAUUGUAAAUAUUCACAGGUGCCUGAGAGAAUGUAAUACUUGGGAUAUUUAGAAUUUAAAUGGUGAACCAAAAAGAGUCGAAAGGAAAAAACGAAGGCUUUUAUUCUUUUUUCGAUAAUAAUUUCCAAGACAGAAUUUAAUAAAAAGAAGCCUUCGGUUUUUUUAACUAAAAAAAAAAAAAAUAGUGUCAGUGCAAAUCUGGGCAAGAAAAAACUUUCAUAAAACUCUACGAUUCUAAUAUAUACAUAUAAAUUUAUUAGAGUUGUGAGAAUUUUUGAGCGAUUGAGAAAAAAAAACAUCCAAGCUUUUCUAUUUUGAAUCCUCUCUUCCUCUGAUUAGUCCCAAAUUUUAUCAUCGAAAUUCGAUUUUCAAAAUAUUUUUUUCCUUCUUUUUUUCGAAAAUUGCUAGCAGCAUUGAAAAAGGUGAAAAUCAAUUUUUGAAAGUGAAACGGAAGCUGCACUGCAAAGGACUAUUAUAUAAAUAUGACUAAUUAGCAAAAAAAAAAGUCAUUUUAAUGGAAUAAUUUUCAAGUAAAAAAGAAAGAAAAUAUAUUACUUAUACUGACCAGACCAAGCUCAAUAUUUCUAGAGUCUUUACAAAUUACAUCUACUUAAGCGAACGAAUGACUUAUUAAUAUGUAAAUAAGAUUAAAUUACUGAGAAAAAAAAAGAAACGGUGUAAAUAUUAGACUACGAUUUAUUUAUUUAUGAAUGAAGAUGAAAUGGAAUUUAUUUAAUGGAAAAAAUGAUGUGCGCGAGCGAUUGUAUAGUGACGAGAGUGGGUGGUUUGAAAGAUUUAUUAAAAAAAAGAAAAAAAACUUGUUGGACUUCUUUAGAAAAGGGGUGCUUGUAAUAAAGAGUGAAUUAUAAAUAAAGCGAACGUUGUUUUCAAAAAAAAAAAAAAUUUU
This is a messenger RNA of Leptopilina boulardi, 9622 nucleotides long. RefSeq lists its product as uncharacterized. The record is from RefSeq and is a predicted model, not a curated record. Gene Ontology annotation, molecular function: protein-containing complex binding; monoatomic ion channel activity. Gene Ontology annotation, biological process: transmembrane transport; monoatomic ion transport. Gene Ontology annotation, cellular component: membrane. Bases 3499 to 7881 code for a protein of 1460 amino acids. NCBI's taxonomy places the organism in Eukaryota, Metazoa, Arthropoda, Insecta, Hymenoptera, Figitidae. The transcript has 11 exons.